This is a messenger RNA of Podarcis lilfordi (Lilford's wall lizard), 24923 nucleotides long. The record is from the annotation of a GenBank genome assembly. NCBI's taxonomy places the organism in Eukaryota, Metazoa, Chordata, Lepidosauria, Squamata, Lacertidae.
GCAAAGUCUAAACUCGAAGCUAUGUAUCCAACCCAGUCGACUCCUUCCCUGCUCUGCUUUCAGGUGCUGUGCGCAGCAGAGGGGGUCCUUGCGCUUGUUCUACAGUAGGAGCUAUCGCUGCAGCAACUGAGAAGGUGAGUUGCUUCACCAUUUCCUAGCCGCUCGCUGAUGGUACUCAGAUUUCCCUGUCCUUCUGCUUUCUCAUACUUCCAGGUACAGCUAAUCCCAUUUCCAGGGAGUGUUUGUCACGGUGUCUAAAGGGAAGGGAGGAAUAGAGUGACUUUCCAUACAGUGGAAGGGAUGUUCUGAAGCUGAAAUUUGCACGAAAGUGGGGUUUAAAAUAAUCUAUACAUGUAUCAAAAAGAACUGCUUGUGCUUUUGCCUUUCAUACAAAGGGAAUGGCCACAUCCCCUUCUCCAGCUCAACCCCACAUAUGGGAGAGGCCGUAGCAUAGUGGUAGAGUGUGUGCUCAGCACGCAAAAAGUCUGAGGUUUAAUCCCUGUUCUCUCUAGUUAGAAGGAUCAGCUUGAAGGGGGCAAGGGGAAAUCCUCAGAUCUUCAAGAACUGCUGCCAGUUACUGGAGACAAAUGAACAAACAAACUGGCCUGGUAGGAGGAAGCUUCCUGUUGUCCUCGUACAAAUCUUUCUGGCUGGAAAUACCCUAAAUAUAAUUGAUUCCUGGUGUCCUGACAUCCCAGCAAUUUGGAAUAUGGAGAUGGAACAAACUGCUUGGCUCUUAAGAGCGCCCAUGGCUGCUAAAGGCCGCUAUUGUAUAAUUGGAAACAUAAGACUCAGCCAUAAAAUAUUAUUGAUAAUUAGGCAAAUUUGAGGAGAGGUAACUAUGGCCUAGUUCCCAUGGCACAGUAAGCUAAACUAUGGCUUGGCAUGAAUGUGUAAGUAGGUGUGCAAGCUCUGGGAAAGGAUAUUGUGGUUGCUUUCCUCUUCAUUGGCCUUUUGCCCGCUGUGCUGAGCUAAGCCAUAGUUUGGCUGAGGGUGUCAUUUGAACCCGGGCUCACCACUUAGCUCUCCCAGGCAAACAAUGAGCUGUAAACUAUUAGCCUGGACUUGGACAACACACUAAGCCCAAACAAUGGAUUAGUUCAGUGUGGCACAGCAGCAAAACAACUGGGUUGAAGCAAAAUAGGGUGCAACCUGCUCUCAGGGAAACUGAAACACUUCCACAUUUGAUGUGGUGUGGCAUGUGAAGCAAGCCACUCUUAGUUACACCACACAGAAAAUAAGGAGGAUUUGUGGCACUAAGUUUUCAUGGAUUAAAGCCCAUUUUGUCGGCCGCAUGAGGUUUUAUCCCAGCUGGUUUAUGUGUAUGUGUGCAUAUGUAUAUAUGUAAUCACACAGAGAAACGUCAAGUGUGGGGGCAUAAGCAGAAAGUCCAAAGGGCUGUGAAGUGCUCGAUUUACAAUGAGUGACAUUUCCAUGCAAAGCUCAACUGUGCAAGGUAAACAUAAUUAAUGGACUUGGUGACUAAUAAGGGUGGGCACAUCUUUCAGUUUCUUCCCGGUUUCUUAUUUUUCCAGUCUUAAGUUCAGUUCUUCACGUUUUAACAUCAGCAUGUGAAUUUAUUCAUUUUUUUUAAAAAAGGUUUUCAUGAAAAUUCACCAGCAUCUUAGUGUGAAUUUCUCCUAAUGUACACAUUUUUGCAAAGAAAAUAUCCCUACAAUUAUGCAUUUAUGUAUAUUAGUUCACUAAUAAGUGAAUGUGUAUGCACACUUUACUCUGGUAUAUGCCUUUUUAUACACAUUCUUUGGCUGCAUUGCAAAAUUCAGAGAAGUGUGAAUUCCACAGGGUGGCUGUGUUUCAGUCCUUGUAUUAUUUCAGAGAGUGCAAAUUAAGGAAUAUUUAAGUGUGAAUUGAAUAAAAAUUCUCCACCAUCCCUAUGGCCUAAGGAUGAUGUGGCAUAUAAAUAUGCAGUAUAAAAAGGAAGCAGUACUGAGGACCAUCUGAUGGUGUUCAGGUUGUUGUUUUUCUGUGUUGUUUUCCUUCCAUUCAUUUUUCUUUCCCUUCUUUUCUUUCUUCUUCUAUUUUGGAUUUUUGCUAGUUCUAUUUCUUUUUCUCCUUAGCUGUAUUUCAGCCUCUGAAUAGAUUUGAGUGGGCAGCUAGAUGUACAGGAGUUCACAAUUUGAUCCAAAGUCUUUAAUAGAGAGAAGUUUACCACAUCCCACUACUUCUUUCAUGCAAACCUGAAAUAUUGAUUAGAUAGACAUGAGUGUUGGGCAUCUGUCUGGAGAUAUAAUUGAUGUAUAAUCCACAGGAUCAAAAGUCAGGAAGAUGGCAGAUCUCUUUCACCAUAGGAAUGACAUUUGUUACAAGCAAGUUUAUGCAUAUCUUUCAUACCAUUUGAUACCACUGGAGGACUCUGCUUGCCACAACCAACUGUUCUUCACGUUAUAUUCAUUCUUGCAUGUGGACAAGAGUCUUUCUUCAUCAGGAAGAAUUUGAUUCUGAAAACUUUAGACCUUUUAUGUUCCUUCUUUGGAAGAUGCCAAGUUCUAAUUAGGAUUCUGUGGUUUGCAAAUACAAAAUACUACAUAGUUCCCAUGGCAGUUUUAAAAUAUGCCUCUUUUCAGCCCUGUUGCUAGUUAAGGUUUGUUUGCUUUUUUGUUUAUUAUUCGCAUUUCCCACCUUUCUUCCAAGCAACCUGGGGUUUAGCCUUGCAACAUCUUUGUGAGAUGGGUUAGGUUGAGAGAUGGCGACUGUCCCAAGGCAAUCCAGUGAGCUUCUUGGCUGAGUGGGGAUUUGAGCUUUGUUAACUGAGUUCCUGCUAUCAGGAUCCCCUGAAGGCUCAUUGAGAUGGAUGCUGCAGCAUCCCUACUUGUGGGGAGAUGCCAUCAGUACCCAGUUUUGACUCCAUGUAGUAGUGAUGAAGGGACGUGGGUGGCGCUGUGGGUUAAACCACAGAGCCUAGGACUUGCCGAUCAGAAGGUCGGCGGUUUGAAUCCCUGCGACGGGGUGAGCUCCUGUUGCUCAGUCCCUGCUCCUGCCUACCUAGCAGUUCGAAAGCACAUCAAAGUACAAGUAGAUAAGUAGGUACCGCUCCGGCGGGAAGGUAAAUGCCGUUUCCGUGCGCUGCUCUGGUUUGCCAGAAGCGUCUUAGUCAUGCUGCCCAUAUGACCCGGAAGCUGUACGCCGGCUCCCUCAGCCAAUAAAGCGAGAUGAGUACCGCAACCCCAGAGUCAGUCACGACUGGACCUAAUGGUCAGGGGCCCUUUUACCUUUACCUAGUAGUGAUGAAGGGUGAGGGAAUUUAAGGCAUGUAAGGUGGAUAUAUUUAGACAUUUUAAAACCUAGGGAACAUUUCAACCCCUUGUGUCUAUUUGUUUCCUCCACAGUGAAACUGAGAGCAGCUUCAACAAAGCCAACAGCAUGACCAGGCCAAGUGGCAAGUCCAUUUACCGUAAGAACAGCCUGUUCUUUUCUCCUGCAUUCAACAUCUCCAGUCUUAAUAAGUCAGAAUCCCCAUCCCAGAGCUCUCAGGGUUUCUUUGUUCGUUUUUAUUAUUUGCUGCAAAGUCUCAUAUUGGAAGUGGGGGGGAGAGAUAACCAAAUUGUAGAUGCCACCUGCGUCCUCUCCUAUUUCUGUCACAGCAGUAUUAGAACGCUUUUUACCUGAGGGAUUGGCCUUAGAGUAAUAUAGUUGCCACUUUCCUUUAUGAUUUCUCUUCUCCUCCUCAGACAGCAGUGAGAUCAGCCGUCCCUCACAAACAAGCUAGUUAGAAGGGUGGAGAGCUCCCCAUCCCCACCUUCCUGCUUGUCAAUAAAAAAUAAGAAAUUCUCCCUAGUUGCACAGUUAAUCAUUUGACAUUGGAGCAAUAUUAAUAGAAGCCACACAUCCAUUCUAAUCACCCAGCAAUGAAGCCAUAGGGCUGUAGUAGACCACAUGGUGAAGCAGAGAUGAUUACCUGACCUCCUGCUGUUUACCAGGAGGGAUGAGGUAGUGGGGAGGGUGAUGUAAAGCAAGACCAAGGAUUACCUAGGAAGUAAGGUCUCAUAACAUCUUCCUGCUUAAGGCAAAGGUGAAGAUGGUGCAGAAGUCAACUGGACUGGCAGUUGGAGUUUCUUUUGGUAUUGGCAAUAUGAUUGUGUCUGCCACUACACCUCAGGCCAAUGUGGUGGCAGGCGGUGUGGCACACACAAUUCUGCCCUCCAACUAAUGGGUACAGGUAGGGAUCUGGAUGCUGCUUCCCCAAAACGUCUGCUGCCUAUGGCAGUUGCCACACUCUGCCUAAUAAUAGGGACGGCCCUGCUCCAACUUACGCACUUGCUUGCAACUCAUUGGCCACACGAGAAACUCCUUCCAAGAUGCCUUCCUUAUGAAUCGUUGGAGCCAAAGCUAUUUGACCAUUCUGAAUUCCCUGAUAUUUGUACAAGAGGUUGUACAAACCUCAUACAGAGGUUUGGAUUCAUAUAUUUAAGUGAGGAUUCCCUUACAUCUGGGGAUACUGAAGUUGAUUUCUUCAUACUGUGCCUCCUCUCUCUCUCUCUCUCUCUCUUGCUCUCAUAGACCAGCGGAAGGAAUAUACUGAAAGUAUGAUAAAGCACCAACAUGAAUUCCAGCACCGCGUGGAGGUAGGAAAAGCUUGGGGAAGCAGAGACAUCUCAUUCUGUCCAGUCAUAGUGGAAGAAUGAACUGGUCCCAUGCAGUGGUGCCAGUUCCUAAACUUGGUGGUGCCACACAAUUCCCAUCAUGUUGGUGGCCUCAUACUCUCUCCUACAGGAGAUCCCAUGUGGGUCGCCCAUUCCCUGACUUUCAUCUCCUACACGUGUUCAAAGGAACAUGUUUGGUGAAGGGAGCAGAAUCACAGCAUCACGCACCAUUCCCAACCUACACACAUUAAUUUGAAUGUGUUAAAAGAAAACCUACAUGAAUAAGGCUUUCUCCACAGAAAUGGGGAACCGCUCCAGACUAUAUGUGCAGAGGCUCUCAUCAUUCAUUCAGAUGAAUGUGGAUUAGGCAGGGACAGGACAUGCCAACUGUGAUCCCACUUGCUCCCUCACUCAAGGCUGAGCCAUGGGCAGAGGAGCCAAGAGCUGUGGGGGAAGCAAGUAGCCAGGAGCGCAUCAGAGCUCAGGAAAUCCUUAUUGUUCAAAGAAAGCUUUUAUACUCCUUCCUGCCCAGGAAGAUUCAAUGGGAAGCUUGAGUGGGUAGAGCCAGGCCAGGACCAGAAGGUUUUCCACCAAGAAGAUUGCCACCAGCAGGUCCAUAAUUCACCACAGGGCAAUCCAAUAAAAUCGUCACACAAAUGAACCAUGAGUUCCUGACUACUGUGCACAGAAGGAGCUCAGGUCCUAGUCUCUCAGACCUGAAGUUACCCUGAGGUCCAGCACUAGAAGGCUAUACUUGCUACACAAUUUAAAAAUACUUAGCUGAAAAAUCAUCUGCUUUUUGAUCAUCCAGUUAAUCAAUCAAUUAAAUUUAAAUAUAUUUGUAUACCACUGAAACAUCUGUGUAGGAUUUUCUGAGAUAGUAGGAAGAAUGAGCAUCUUUAAUAUUUUCUUUCAUUCCUUUUCGCAGUAACAUACUAGGACCAAAUUAUCACUAGAAAUAAACACACUACUCAGUUAAUUAUAAUUUGCCCCAGUAGAUAAGCGUUUCCUCCACCAAUGGUUCAACUAAAGCUUUCAGCUUACAGCCCUUAUAAUUUCAUAGAAAGGGUAGAGCCUUAAUACACCACAGCAUAGAGGACCAUUCAAUGCAAUACUUCCUGGUCCCUUCCAUGGAAACUGUUUAUGUGGGGGUGGAGUGUCCUGAUUACCUGCUGCAACAAUUAAACUAUGGCUUCUAUUCCCAGCACCUUCUUACCUGCAGUGUUGAUGGCAAGGAAAUUAGCAAUGUAGAGAACUGUAUUAACCGACUCAAGAUGAUGGAUGCCCAAGGUCAGGUGUGGGGACAAGACAUGCUUUUGCAGGUGAAGGAUAACAGAUUGUUGCUGACUGACAUUGAGGCAGAGGUAAGCAGAGCUGCUUUAUCUUAUUGUGCACACCAUGUAAUGUCAGCGGGGGACAAGUUGUGAUAAGUAACUGAGUCCACAUCUUGAUUGGAAGGGACCAGACCUCUAAAUACUCAUUUAUACAUUUAUUCAUAAAACAUUUCUAUACUGCCUUUCACACCAGCUAAAGAUAUACCUAUGGUAUUACCAUCAAAAAUGAUUAAAAGUCAAGCUGGUCUCAGCAGAUCGUCCUCGCUCUGUCACAGGUUGGCUUGUAGAGCUCCCCACCCCAUCCUUCAGACCUGGAAGAUUGUGAUAGGAUUGAUUGCCAGGGAAUCCCCAAUGGCCUGCACUGCUGCUGACUGUACACUGAUUUCUUUCUUUGCUUACAGGAAGAGCUGGAUAGUUACCCCCUGGAAUAUAUCCAGGAAUGUGCCUGUGUCUUGGACAGCUGCAUCUACAACUCCAUCUUGGCCAUCACUGUGAAAGAAAUGAGACCAUCCAGGACUAGCAUCAUGCUGUUUCAGUGCGAGCAGAUUGGGGUGAGCAACUUCAGGGCCCAGAGGAAGGAAGAGACCUGGGCAGGGAGGGGGGUUAGAACAACCUGUAUGUUCCAUGAAAUGAAAGAUUGCAUUUACUGUGUCUUUUUAGAUAGUCAUGGUGGGGCCAUGACACAUGGGGAACUUUUCCCCUGAACACCCACCCAGCUGCUAUUUGGUAGGGUUUUUUUUCCUCCUGUGGCAAAUAGCAGCUGGGGUGGGGAGGGGUUUCUGCCAGGACCAUGGGACAAGAGCAAAAAUAUCUCAUUGUGCUCCUGAUUCUCAUUGCCUCCCAUUGUUGUGAUUUAAAACACAAUCAUUGCAGUCACACAUUAACAUGUGUCGUUUGACCUUUAUCCAUGUAUCUGUGUGCAAGGUGGAUGGAUGGAAAGAAAGAAAGAAAGAGGGAGGGAGGGAGGGAGGGAGGGAGGGAGAAUCUGAGAGUAAGAACUGCGUUGUAGAAGUUCCCUGUACUCACUACAACUUGGAUCACUCAAGUACGUGUCCUCCAUCCUGCACUACCAUGAGCUAAGAGGAGUUCUAUAAACUGAUGACAGAUUUCCUCCCAAGGGUAUAGGGAACUCAUUACUGCUGCUAUUGCCAUAGAAAUUGAGAGUGAUUUCUAUUCCCUGUGCACCACAGUAGUAGCAGGAGUUCCAGCUCAGAGCAUGCCUGAAGCUGAGAUUAGAGGAAGAUAUUUUCAGGGGAACUUUGGUAGAUGCUGGUGAAUGGUUGUAAAAAGUGAUAGACUUGCUUUUACUUUCCUCCAGGCUGAGCUGCUGAAAACCAAAGUGGAGAAGGCCGUUGAGGAGUUGAGAGAUGAACAGCAGAAUCACAACUUGCUCAGGUAGUGAGAAAUUUAGAGGCCUGUGGUCUGGACAGCCAAACCUUUCUUUCUCCAGAAGCCUGCUAGAUUUUAACUUGUGCAUAAUCAUUAUCAAUGCAGAACUCCUCAGUCCAGAGAGACUUCUCCCCCAAGUCAACGUAAGAUAUAUCCCAGCCAUAGAGAAAUAUAUUAUUUCUACUGGCCACCUGGAACCCAAUCAUACUGAGUUGUUAGGCUGUGAAUCUCUGCCUCACUUGUCUGUUAAGCAUGUGUCAUCUCCCUCUCUCCCAUGUUCACAAGCUUUUUCUCACACUUUUCGGUGAUUUCUUGUUAUCCAAAUUCUCCCAGGCAGAUUCCACCAGUGCUCUUGCAGUUCCUUUAGGUUCAGGUUCAGUGCUGAAUUUUCCAAGGUUUUCCUUCAUUCUUGCUUUCCUAAGAAUGUACUUAUUCUCAAUUAUCUUAUCAGGAGCAACCUGGAGAAUAUGUUGUACCAGCAGAGCCGAUCAUCACGUACUGACAAAUCCCCACUGAUCUCCCAAGAAAGAAGACCAGUAGGGCCAAUGGAGCCGAACCAUAUGCCUUCUCCAGCACAACAGCCUUGGCAGAGGCAGCAGCAACAUCCUUGGAGAGCUGGCCCAGUCCCUGUGGACUAUGGUAAUGAUGACGUUACAGUCUCUCUUGCAACACGCAGCAGCAUUUGUAGCUCCCACUCUCAUAAUGCAUCAGGAAGCGGUCAGAGGAGACAUUGUAUCUCCUAAGCAAGAAUAAAUGCCUAUGGGUUGUAUCCAAAGUAGCACUGCAUAACGUGUCUCUUUAGUGCAAGGACUUUCACUCCUCCACCUGCAUCCCCCUAAAUCUGUUCUAGGGAUUCACCCCAACCCUCUAAAGCAGAUUUUGAGGAGGGUGAAGGUGAGCACAAGCAAACGCUUUUACGACAUGGGCCUGUAACAGUACCAUUGUACUGUUGAGAGUGUAUUAACUUAAGGUCUGUGUGUGUGGUUUGGGAGCUGCACAGUCAGGGAAAAAACAAUGCUGUCCAGGGCUGUAAAAACUGCGGAGAGAAUAAUUGGGUGCACUCUUCCCACCUUGGAUCAAAUCUACGCUUCCAGGUGUCAUAAGAAAGCUGCAGAGAUAGUGCAGGAUAGUGCAACAUGUUAAAUGGUUGCCCUGCUUCCUGAUGUGGUAUGUCUUGCUUCACUGCGAGAAGCAAAGUUACAGGGAACUAGGCAGAGGGCCUUCCCAGUAGUGCUGCCUGCCCUGUGGAAUGGCCUCCCAUCAGAUGUCAAGGAAAUAAACAACUAUCUGACUUUUAGAAAACAUCUGAGGGUAUCCCUGUUUAGGGAAGUUUUUAAUGACUGGUGUUUUAAUGUAUUUUUAAUAUUUUGUUGGAAGCUGCCCAGAGUGGCUGGGGAAACCCAGCCAGAUGGGCAGGGUAUAAAUAAUAAAUUAUUGUUAUUAUUAUUGAUCUUGGGACUCUGUUGCAGAAGCAGAACAGCCACUUCACCAGCAGCAGAAAUAUGAGUCAAUGUAUGAAGACCCUGGACCUCCAAUGAUGCAAGACACAGACAGAGAUGCUGUAAGUACUUUCCCGGAUACCACCUCCUGCUAGCCCCCAACUCAACCUCUUUCCCCGUUGUCUUUCUAGAGGGUAGGAACCUCAAGCACUGAUAACAGGGGGGAUUAUUUGAUUAAGCAGGGCAGGAAAGCUGUGUUGUCUGAGAGCUUGAUUGGACAGAGGGAGAGGGGCAUCUCUUGGCUGUGAGACCUGGAAGACCAGCUCCCUGCCUUGGAGGCCUUUUUCCAACUGGUCUGGGAGGGGAGGGCUCAGGCUGACUCCAGCUACAAAAGCUGAGGCUGCUAAACAGACGUUUGGGCUGGGGCAUUGUUUAGGGGUUUUUGUUUUUGCUAUUAUUGAGAUGAUGAGAGAGAGGGGGGGUUGUAUCUUUAUCUUAAAUCUUAAUGUGUUUAGUGUGGAACCUUUUCAAUUUGACUGUGUGCUUUUUGAGGUUUUAUUUAUUGUUCAUGAUUACUUUUGUUAUCUUUGUAAUUAAGUAUUUUUUUAUAUUGUAAUCCACCUUGAGCAUGGCUUUAACUAUGGAAAGGCAACAUACAAAUAAAAUAAUGAAUGAAUGGUGUGAUAUGAAUGCCUAUUGGAUAGAGACAUGAGUUGGGCUACUUUGAAGAACACUGUGCAGUCAAGAAGCACUUCUGCUGAGCAGAUAUUGACAGAUAGCUCAAAAACUGGUUUGUCGGAUAGAAGAGAGUCAGGAAGAUGGGCAGUUAGGAGCCAACCUUACAAACAUUAACGGAUUCCUAUAACCCUAUAACCCUUGGUCCGGGAGUAAUUUGUGAUAGCCAAAUGUAUCGUAUGACUAAUUUACCUGCUCUUUUGUCUGAGACUUUUCUCCCAGACUUGAGCUGAAGACCAAACAAAGCAAAAAUGACAGAUAAUCAGCCAGUAUAAAACAAAGUCUCCAAUGAUGGCUGUGAGAAUUUGAACUUCUGUCAUAACAGACUGACUGAAAACCCUAAAGAAAGUCUGAAAAGAGUGCUGGAAUUGAUUAAAGAAUUUGGAGAAGUGGCAGGCUUCAAGCUGAAUAUAACAAAAACAAAAAUGCUUGUUAAAAAUGUAACCACAGAAGAAAAGGACGAUUUAGAAAAAUAUUGGGCCUGAAAAUCUCCUCAAAAGCGAAAUACCUGGGUAUUUGGAUCACCCCCCAAGAACAUAAACUUAUUUCAGGAUAAUUACACCAAAACUUGGUUAGAGAUUAGAAAAAACUUUGUAACCUGGAGUAAACUAAAAUUAACAUUUCUGGGUAGGAUUUCCAUUAUAAAGAUGAAUGUGCUUCCAAAAUUAAUCUUUUUAUUUCAAAUGAUUCCAAUACUGGGCGAAGCAGGUUGUCUCAAGAUAUGGCAAAGAGAAAUUUCCAAAUUCCUGUGGGAAGGGAAGAAACCUAGGAUUAAACACCUGAUCUUAAUAGACAUAAAAGAGAGAGGAGGCUUUUCCCUACCCGACCUAAAACUUUACUACGAGGCAGCAUGUUUCACCUGGCUAAAAGAUUGGUGCACGUUGCAGGAUUCGGACCUCCUGGACCUGGAAGGUUUUGACAACCGUUGGGGAUGGCACGCCUACCUAAUAUAUGGAAAAGCGAAAAUUCAUAAAAACUUUACCAACCAUAUAAUAAGAAAGUCACUCUUUGCUGUAUGGGAAAAAUAUAAAGACCUGAUGGAGCCUAAAGUCCCGUGGUGGACUUCUCCAGUAGAAGCCAUAGCAGUAAAACGGAAAAAUACUCAGGAAAGCUGGCCAACAUAUAAAAUACUUCUAAAAAUGAAGAUAACCAAAUAAAAUUAAAAAACUUUGAGGAAAUAAGAGACCAUAUUUCAGAAUGGUUCCAAUACCAUCAGUUAUUUGAAAAAUUUAAAUCUGACAAACAAAAGGGGUUCUCAACAGAAAUUUCCCGAUUCGAAUCUGAUCUUCUAAAUUCUAAAAGAAAAACUCUUUCCAAAACUUACCGACUCCUCCUUGACUGGACAGUCAAGGAGGAGGAGGUAACAGUGGCAAUGGUGAGGUGGUCCCAGGAUUUUGGCCACUCAAUAACCAUGGCCCAAUGGGAAAAUUUAUGGAAGAUCAAUUGGAAAUUCACAAAUUGUUACACGAUUAGAGAGAACUUUCAAAAAUGCAACAUCGAUGGUAUCUAACACCAUGGAAGCUUUCAAAAAUGUAUAAAAAUGUAUCAAGUAAUUGUUGGAGAUGCGGAGACUCAGGAACAUUCUACCAUAUGUGGUGGAUAUGUAGGAAAAUACAGGUAUUCUGGGAGAGUAUACAUGCAGAACUGCAAAAAUGCUAAAGAUCUCUUUCAAUAAAAAACCAGAGGCCUACCUCCUGGGAAUAACAGAUUUGGAUAUUCCACAAAAGAGGAAGGGUAUCUUUUUAUAUGCGACGGCGGCAGCAAGAGUUUUGAUCGCAGCAAAAUGGAAGAGUAAUGAAAUCCCUCUAUUCAAGAUUGGAUCCAAAAGCUGACAGAAUAUGCUGAAUUAGAUGGUUUAUCAUAAAAAAUAAAUCAAAACAGGAAUUUGUUUCUAAAUGGGAGGUUUUUAAAGAAUAUCUGAAAAAUAAAUAUAGUAGUUUAAAUUCUGUUGCAGCAUUCGAGGAACUUCAGUAAUAGUUGCAAGGUAGAUAUAAGAAAUUAGAUUUAAUGAGAAUAAGUUUAAUUAUGAAAAAAAAAGUGUAUUGGCAAUAAGUAAUAUGAAUUUGAAGUAUGGAAUAGAUGGGAGGUUGGGUCUUUAGUGUUAAGACCAAUAGAUGUUUUAUUGUUUGCUAAGAAUAUUAAGUGUCUAUGGUUAUUUUUGUAAUUUGUGUGUAAUUCGGUAUUUGUGUUUUUUGUUUGUUUGUUUUUCUUGUUGUAUAAAUAAUUCUUUUUUUUAUUAAAAAAAAGAGAGAGAGAAUUUGAACUUCUGGUGGUUCCUUGAGAAACAGCUUUUGAUGCAGUGUCUGAUUUAAUUUUUUUUUUAUUUAUUUUUGUUCCUUUGCUGGCCACAGGAGAUCCUGAACCAUGUCUUGGAUGACAUUGAAACGUUUGUAGGGAAAGUACAGGAGACCAGUAGAUCCCAGAAUGACAAGAAGAAGAAGAAGUCGAAAAAGAAUAAAAGCAAAGAGGGUAAAUAAGAAUGGCAAAGAGGUCGCCAUGAGGUUCUGACCCCAAGCAUUUUUCUGCCUUAAGCAUAUCAAUAUAUGACAAUGCCUGCCUUGGCGUGCAUCAACCUUGGGUCCCUCACAUGUUGUUGAACUACAAUUCCCAUCAACUGUCAUGGGUGACAGAAGUUGUAGUCCAAGAACAUCCAGGAGCCCAAGGUUGAAGAACAGUACCCUACCCUAACACCAGGCCAAGGUACGUACUGCUGAAGUGAUGUCAAGAUCCUGCGGUACUUGAGACAGAUAAUCUCAUGGGUUUUCUCCCCCUCUUUGGCAGUAACAGUGCAAUAACAAGACAUAGACAAUGUACUUGAUUUAACACUUGAUUGGAAGCCACCCAGAGUAGCUGGGGAAACUCAGCCAGAUGGGCGGGGUAUAAAUAAUAAAUUAUUAUUAUUAUUAUUAUUAUUAUUAUUAUUAUUAUUAUUACAUAGAAAAAUCAACAGGACCACAGUCAAUAGUAGGGAAAGGCACCCAUGUCAGCCACUGUGGCAUCACUCAAAAAAAAAAAAGCUCAAAGCCCCUCUCCACUGUUCAGAAUGGUGUGGGCAUCGAAUCCUGGCAUUCAAUGAAACAUGAGCAUAUUUAAGGGAGGAUGGACUUUUGUAGGAGAGGCCAGCCAGCGCAAACAGGAACUGAGUAGAAAAAGCAAGCAGUAUCUUAUGCGUUGCGGAUUGUUGACAGAAUAUUUUUUGUGGGUUUUUGCAGUCACUGAAGAUAUUAUCAGGUACACUGGCACCUCUAGGUGCUGGAUUGGAGGGUCACAGGUUCACGAAGUUCACAGAAGCUAUUCUUGAUGAUGUCCACCAGGGAUGGCUUGUGCACUUUGGAUCAGGGUGUCUGCUAGGACAGGGAAAAUUUCCAAGCAGCUGCUGUAGCUGGCCAAGGCCUGUGGAGGAUUAGCCUUGGCAGCUGUGUUGAGCCAUAAGCCAGUUGCUUGGUUACGUUCUGUCUUAUCUACACUUUCAACUUAAUGAAGAGCCUGUGAGCUAGUGAGUGGGUGGCUUCUUUAUAUCCGAUGCACUCAGGAUAGUGAGAUAGAGAUUGGAUUCCAAGUAAUUCAUUCAUGGGGACACUUCAUGUCCUUGCAGAAAUAUGAACAUUCUAUGCAGAUUUGAUCGCUUAUUUUCUGUCUCCUUAUCUGCCCUUAGAGCUCCUUUGACAGCUGAAGGUUGAACCAUAACUCACUGUUUUCCUACUUCAGAUAUAACAUUGGUCUUUAAUAUUCUAUUUUAUUUUAUUUUGGUCCCUUUUUGUUGGGAAAUAACUGGGGAAUGUCAGUUAAUCCUGAAGUCCCAUGUGUGUAGGGAACUGCAAAAGAAAAAUAGAUGACUCACUGAAUUAAAAAAGGGGGGGGCUUAACUCACUCUUUAGCCAAAACAGCCCUCAGCAGAGUUUAAAACAGCAUUUUCAAAGCAGGGGAAACAUACUGUAGGUUGUUAGACCUUUAAAUGUCCAAGUAUUAAGCAUUCUCCCCUGCCUCUACCCCUCUCAGAGUGAAGAGACCACAAGCUUUAGUAAGUUUAAAUGUUUUACUUAUAGUAAUCACAGGUCUCUCUCAUGCAUUGUUCAAUGCUACAGCAGAAACAACACUGGCAAGGUAUAUUUGUUUGCAAAAUACAAAAGUGAGUCUCAAACACACAGUCUGAGUCUAGAGUCCCAGCCUCAGAAAUGUGCUUUGCUUGCAUGGUUCAGAGAGAGGGGAACAGGAAACAAACCAUACUUCCUCCCUCCCCUUGCCUAGAAAUUUACAGCUCUGUGUUCUUUAACCCCUUUCUUACUGACAAUUAUGCACAGUUACGAUUAGCUGCGUAAAAUCUCCCACACUUUCCCCAUGCCUCUCCUAAAAUUAGCUCUUUUUCGGGAGCUAUUUUUAAAACAGGCCCAAACUCACAGCUACCAGAUGUACCUACCAAACAUACAUAUCUCCAUAAGCCAACUUGACAAUAAAAUAUAUGUCUUUGGUGAAUUAGUAUUGAGAGCUUCUGGGAGCAAUGGAAACUCUUGCAAUAAAUGUGGCACUGGUUGGAUUUUCAGUGUAAAACAAGCCUGUGCAAAGAUGUGGGGUGAGUGGGCAAGUGUCAGACGAAAGGAAUAAAAGGGUUUGUCUUUUAUUAGGCAAACUAUCUGCACUGUGCUUGAAAACCUCAAUAACUGGGAUUAGGCUAGGAAUCCUGUGGCCCUCCAGUUGCUGCAAGACUACAGCUCCCAUAAUCACACACCAUUUGCCACCUUAUCUGAGGGGAGAUAGGAGCCAAACAACAUCUGGAGAAACACAGCUUCCCCAUCUAUGGACUGGAAGGACAGUAAGGCAGUGAUCUUUACUUAUGCUAUGCUGACCACCAUAGCUGUCAACUUUUCCCUUUUCUUGCAAAGGGAAUUUCCCUUAAAAAGGGGGAAACGUUGACAGAUAUGCUGACCACACCCACGGCUAGCAAAGCCAGUCUCUUGGAUUUAAACUGACUUUGUCCCAUUGAGGCUAUCUGGAUCAAACCAGCUUCUGUUCAUGUUACCUGCCAAUUGUUUUGGCGUAUCUGGAUUGUGAAUAGGGGUUGAAAGCUGUGUGCAUGUGUUCAUGCUAUGAACCAGCCCAUAAAUUAAGAGCCUAGAUAAACAAAGGCUUCUACAUGAGUAACACUACCUGUAACACCUGUUUGUUUCUGGUUGAGCUGACUGACUGAUUCUUUCUCUGGAUCUGCAGCAACGCCUCCGGAGUCUGAGUUCAAGGACUGUUUCCAGAAGAUCAAAUACAGCUUCAUUUUGCUGGUAGGUCAGUGUACAGCCUGCACAAACUUGGCAAGGAAAUUCUCCAGCAUGAGCAGGGCUGGCCGCGUAUCUGAAGAGAGAGGCAUCUCCCCCGCCUGAAGGCCCGGCCUCCCAAGCGCGGAGCAACUAGGGCAGAUGCACAAAGAGCCCUAUUGUGUCCUGCUGCAGCCAUUCAUUGCAAAUGGAGAGGCUCACGGUGGAUUUGUUUUGGAGAUAUCUUGACCCACCAGAGCAGGAUAAGGAAUGUAUGGAUAGGAGAAGGUGGGGAAUAGGGAUGUGAACCAGUACGGAGAUGGAUAAAGGAUCAAAUAGUAUCCAUUGAUUAUAUUUUGUACCUGCUUUCCAGAUGGGAAAAAAAACCCCUUUUCCCAAAGCAAUUAAAAUUCAAUACACAAUGCCGCUGGCAGGCAUUCUCCAUAAAAGACACAGGUCCUCCCUGUGAGCCACAGUCUAAGGGACAAACCAGAUGACAUGCCAUUUUUACAAUUAGCAAGUGCAAUUAGGAACAGUGUUUUUCAAAAGGAAGGGCAAGCCUCAUCCUGACAAUGUUUUUCUUCAUUUUCUCUCUUAGCUGCCCAAGUUUCAGUUCCUAACAGGAGGCUGGUUGGGCACUAACUCUUUUUUCUCUACCGACUUUUCUCAUCCAACUUGCCCCUUUUCCCAGGGGGGAAGGAGAAGAGAUGUGAGGGAAGAGGGAAUGACAGAUAACAGAACACCAUGUGUAGUUUCAGUCUUAAAGGCAAGACAUAGAGGGAAAGGGAAGUGGAGAGGAAAGAUAGAGAAGGGAGAGGAUAUUUGACAGUGCCAGAAAAAAGGGGAUGAGUUGCUUACAGGCAGCAGGCCCAAGUCAUUUUGCCGCCUGAGGCAAAGGACAAGGUGACACCUCCCCCAUUCCAUGUACAGAAGCCAGCCAGAUUGGCAGCAGUUGACCUUACUUCCACACUGGCAAUCAGACAGCAUCCUCCACCUCACCUGAGGGAAGCAGGUUAGCUUAGGUAGCACAUGACGACACACACAGCUGUGUUGACUCCUGCCACCCUAUUUGCAGCUGCCACCUGAGGCAGCCACCUCAUUCUGUCCCACAGUAGACAAGCUUUGGUAGCAGGCAUCAACAUCCAGUUGAAGGAGGCCAGGCUGAUCUCCCCUUGCUGGUGGUAGCACUGGGCAGAAAUGGUGCCGCUACCCAGUGUUUCAUGGUCCUCGGGCCAUUGAUUGGGAAGGGGAAGAGUGCCACUCCCUAGUCUCUGCCACCACAGAGCAACUGAAAGUUGAAACAGUGUUUUUGCUAAGGGGUGGGGAAGCAAGCUUUCUGCAGCUCCAUGCAUUAAAAUUAAUGGUCCUAACUUAGUCAUGUGCAUUUUGAUAGGUCUGCUCUGAGAAAAAGUUAAAUGCCACCCGGAGAAAUAUAUUAACAGUGUAAAUAUUAGCUUGCCUUUCCCCCCCAGGCAAAACUUGAACAUACAAUGCAGCAACCAAGCGCUCCUGAGAUGGUUCAGCUCAUCUUUUCCACUUUGAAAAUUGUGAGUAUUCUAGCCAGGAACAGACUCCUGGAGGCCUCUGGUGGUAAUCUACUCUCCCCCAUUAUUAUUAAAGAUAUUAUUUGCUAUAUCAGUGUGUGCCACUGAAACUCUGCUAUGGAUUUUCCUGUGCCAUAAUAAUUAGAUUUCAUAGUGCUUGGAUUAAGGACUCCAUGCAUUUUACUCCUAACCUGCUCCUGAUUUGUUGGUGACCUUGAUGCCCCCCAAGCACUAUUAUAUAUAUCUCACUUUCUGCAUGAAAGGGGACAAUCGCCAAAUGAUACCUGUGAAGAAAAUUCCUAAAACCUUGAGAUCCCUAGAAGGAGGCAGUAGAGAGAUGAAUAGUAUUACCUUUGGUCCUCUCUUUGGGCACAACAAAGGGUUCUUAUGAGCUUAUGUUCAGAAGAAGUCUUCCUGGAGACCUGACCACACUGGGCAGGGACAAAGAUACUGUCAGGCUCCAUGAUCUCAUAUGCUGUUGCUUUGCAGGUUUUGUCCAAUUGUCCUUGGACCAACUUGGCCUCUACGGUGUCCUCACCUUUGCUGAUUCCUGCAGCAAUUGACUUGCUAAGGUGCUCGUUGGAUUCCAAAGACCAGCUUAUUUGGAAGAAUUUGGGAGAUGCUUGGAAUCUAAGCAGGUACGGAUAAAGCCCACAAAGGAGCUAGCAUGUGCAAAGCAGCAUGCCAUUUGAACUUAAUGAUAGACAUUAAUGAGUACAUUCCAGUGACAUAUCUCACUGUAGCAGGAACCUGGCCAGAGGCAUCUGCCAGGCCACCGCUGGAAACAGACAACUGGUCUUUUGGCCUGAUCUAGCAAGACUCUGAUUAUGUUCUUCAUUUGCAGCUGCACUAUGUCUUUUGUUGACCCUAGCUCUGAGUCACACCUUGAAAGUGUGUAAAAGUACAAGUAACUCUGCCACGCAAGUGAAUUUCCAGCAGGAAGUCUGAAGAAAAGGUCAUGGACUUAAUAUCCUGCAUUGCGAGAAACAUCCUUGGCUCCACAUCUGUAGCAGGAUGCACCUUCGCAUUUUGGAAGGCCCUUCACUACAAGUUCUCUUCUUCCCCCAUAGGGCAGAACAUCCAGAGGGACCAUCCAUCCCCAGCUACCAGCCCACGUUCUUGAGUGGAUGGGUGCCGCCGAUGCCCACUCGGAGGCAGAGCUCUGUUGAUUUCGAUAAGGUGAAUCUCUCCUUUAAAAGCACAUGAAAAGCAGAAGUAGACCUUGCAACCUGUAGUACUGAAACACAAGGGGGAACUGUGUGUUUCCCUGGUAACUAGCGAUGACAAAGGAUAACAUCAUUCUGCUGCUGUCUCUGCACAUGAAUUUAAUGAGCAAGAGCAGUGGCUUUGACUCAGAAUAAGCUUUUUAAAUAUCCAAUACAUUUCUUGUGUUUUCCUCCACACAGGUCCGCACAGAAAGCCGGAGUAGCUUCUCAAGCAGGUAUGUUCUCUUACUGGCUCUAGCAUGUGACGUUCUUGUUGUUGUUUAGUUGUGUCCGAGCCUUCGUGACCCCAUGGACCAGAGCACACCAGGCACUCCUGUCUUCCACUGUCUCCCGCAGUUUGGUCAAACUUAUGUUAGUAGCUUCGAGAACACUGUCCAACCAUCUAGUUCUCUGUCGUCCCCUUCUCCUAGUGCCCUCAAUCUUUCCCAACACCAGGGUCUUUUCCAGAGAGUCUUCUCUUUUCAUGAGAUGACCAAAGUACUAGGAGAUAAAGUUUAGGGUUGUGGACAUGUGCAAAUCCCAUUGAACCCAACAGCAAAACAGCACAUAGAAAAAACUGUGUUUGUCUCAGGAGUCUAUAUCCUCACAAUUCUGAGUCCCCUUGAUUAUCCCUACACAGAAAUUAAUCAGAAAAUGAUUCUAUCAGCCAUGUAUAUGCCUGUAUGUGAAUAUGUACACGUUAUUCUAGUCCUAAAGCAGGCCUCUCAUUUUCCAUUCUCCUGCUCUCAUCUCCUGCUCUCAUCAGGGCAUCUGAUGCUCCCCAACUUAUGCAAGCCAUAUGUGACUUCCAUGCAAGAAACCCCAGGGAGCUCACAUUGAUGAAAGGAGAUCUCCUAGAGGUAAGACAGAAGUUCCUUACCCUUCAGCAAACUAACCUCCUGGUAAAAACAGCACUUUCAAUAAUAAUAACAAUUUAUUAUUUAUAUCCCACCUUUCUGGCUGGGUUUUCCCAGCCACUCUGGGAGGCUUCCAAUAAAAUAUUAAAAUACCGUAAUACAUCAAACAUUAAAAGCUUCCCUGAACAGGGCUGCCUUCAGAUGUCUUCUAAAGUCUGGUAGUUGUUUUUCUCUUUGACAUCUGGUGGGAGGGCAUUCCACAUGGUGGGUGCCACUACCGAGAAGGCACUCUGCCUGGUUCUCUGUAACUUGGCUUCUCACAGUGAGGGAACUGCCAGAAGGCCCUUGGCGCUGGACCUCAGUGUCUGGGCUGAAUGAUGGGGGUGGAGAUGCUCCUUCAGGUAUACUGGAACAAGGCCAUUUAGGGCUUUAAAGGUCAGUACCAACACUUUGAAUUGUGCUCAGAAACAUACUGGGAGCCAAUGUAGAUCUUUCAAGACCGGUGUUAUGUGGUCUCGGCAGCCACUCCCAGUCACCAGUCUAGCUGCCGCAUUCUGGAUCAGUUGUAGUUUCCAGGUCACCUUCAAAGGUAGCCCCACAUAGAGCAUGUUGCAGUAGUCCAAGCGAGAGAUAACUAGAGCAUGCACCACUCUGGCGAGACAGUCUGUGGGCAGGUAGGGUCUCAGCCUGCGUACCAAAUGAAGCUGAUAAACAGCUGCCCUGGACACAAAAUUGACCUGUACCUCCAUGGACAGCUAUUCCUUCUGCAUAAGCUCAGCAAGCCUCCUGCCCUGUUGCUUAAUUGCACCCAUGUGCACUCCAAAUGAUUGCAGCCCAAUCAUGACUCAGGCAGGUCAGGAAGGGGGGGAAACCAGAUCAAUGGGAAUAGGGUAAUAAUUCCCAUUAUCAAGCAGUGGUUUCAGCAAUGUUGCAUGAGCUUAUUAGAAAGAAAAGACAGGGUUAAAGGGUUAAAGACUUUGAACCCUAAUCUUUGUCAAUAAAUCGCUCUUGCUGUAGAUGGACUCUGGAGCUGGAAGCUAAUCAGUAGACAAUAGAACCUCUCCCACCCAAAGAGAGAAGUCUCUCCAACCUUUUCUUAAUAUCUCUGAUGAUUCACUGUUCCAACUAGCUCAUUCCAUUUCUGCCUCACUGAUAAUUUUUGCUUAAUGCAACCUUUGCCAAUGCCAUGCUCUCCAGAUAUUUUGGACUCCAACUCCCAAGAGCUCCAGCUCUUGGAGAUGGGAGCUGUAGUCCAAAGUAACUGCAGUGCUUUUCAUGUUCCAUCAGUGCAACAGACUUUCUCCCUCCUCUAGUGAGGGAGAAGAUUACAUUGCACAAGCAAGAAUUAUUGUACUGAUGGGACAUGGGACUUGGUGCUAUGUUGGAUUCCACCCUUGGAGAUCACCAGCUUGCUAAAGGCUGGUUUACUAUCCUGCAUUAUGGAACUCGAAAGUUAAGUGGGUAGCCCUUGGCUUGUACUAACAUCACUGAUAUCUCCUUUCUCAUGGUUACAUUCCACCCUCACUAGAACUCAAAGGCAGUAUACAGUGGGACCUCAGUUUAAGAACAGGCCUGUUUACGAUCUAUUCGGUUUACGAACUCUGCAAAACUGGAAGUAGUGUCUCGGUUUGUGAACUUUACCUCGGUCUAAGAACAGAAUCCGAACGGUGGAAGGGCACAAGCGGCGGGAGGCCUCAUUAGGGAAAGCGUGCCUCAGUUUAAGAACAGUUUCGGUUUAAGAACGGACUUCCGGAAUGGAUUAAGUUCGUAAACUGAGGUACCACUGCACAGGUAUUUCAUUUUAAUCAGUUGCAGUGUUUUGGAGUAAUCACACAUUCUCCUUUGUUUAGGUUUUGGAUCAACGGAAAAAAUGGUGGCUUGCUAGAAAUGCUGCAGGAGAGACAGGCUAUAUCCCUAACAAUAUCCUGGAGCCUAUGGAACAGAAGACACCUAAUGGGAACAACGCAGAGCAAGUAGGUACUAUUCUUUAUUGUGCUGGAUGGCAUUGCAGUGGCACAGAGAUAGGGAGCUAUGAGUUGGUAAAAUACAUCUGCUCUGCACAGUCUUUGAGCAUAUCAAUGUCUGCCCUUCAAAAGAGGCAACGCAAUGCAUGACCAGAAACCUAGAAAGUGCUCCAGAGGAAAUUUAGGUAGCUCUGCAAACAACUGCUGGGAGCCAGCUGUGCAUGGGACUCCCUUUGCUUCAUUUCUCUCCUCACCUCCACCCCCGGUUCAAUAUUGGGACAUAGGCUAUUUUUUCCCCUUUUCACAGAAGCGGAUGAAAUUUGCAAGCAUACCAACCCUCUAUGGUGGCUAAAGCUUGCCAAUUUACAGACUAAGAAAUUCACAAGUGUUUGUACUGAAAAGCUCUGAAAUGUGAUUUACUGUUGUUCUUGUUGUUGUUGUUGUUUUAAGGAACCAUGUACAGUUGUUGUUUUUUAAAAAAAGUUUAAUCAAAAAAAAUUUGAUUAAAUUUGCAAACAAGCUUGCCUAUUCUGAAUCCUGCCGGAUUUCAAAAGGCCAGCUGCAGUGGUUUUCCAACAAAAGCAGCUAUUAGAAGCAGGGGUGGGGUAACUCCAGCCCACCAGGCCUCCCCAAUUGGGCCCCUGAAGCCAUUUCAGGCAAGCCAUAUCCACCUGCUCCAUAGCCGAUAUCUGUGGAUCAGGUAAAAGCAGAGCUUGGCCAAAGAGGGCCAAGCACCCAACAACCACCUGCAGCCCUAUGCUCAGUGCUGGGAAAGUGCUGAGUGGUGAUGGAUUUCAGUCAGGACCAUGGCAGAGAAAAAGCAUUUAAUCUGCCCUCCCCCAACACCAGCUUUUUAUUUUUUUUUAAAGCAACUAUGCAAAUUCAUAUCUAGUUUGGUUCUGAGAGCUAAAAGAAAGAAAAAUUAAGUACCCAAAAUUGCAGCCACUCAGCUGUUCAGGAUGUAAGCCUUUAGUUGGAGGCAAUCAUUGUUCUCUGUUAAAUAUCUUUCUCCUCAUGUGUCUGCAUUAAGGUUUCAAGAGACUUCCCUGAUCUCCGGCCCAGUUCUUCACCAGCAGAAGUCACAGUUUGGCUCAGGAUGAAAGGUUUUUCCAAGAUGUAGGUGCUGCAUUAAUAACUGACCCAAGAAAGCUUAUCCCUAACAAAUAACUCGGCCCCACACCCUUUCCUAGGUGCUGUGUUUCUGAUACAUAGCUUAGCAGACUGCCUGCAAAGAUAAUAAACUUUCAAUUUAGACUUAAAAGGCAUGAAGAUCAACAAAGCCCGAUAUCACAGUGGCACUAUUAUCAUGGUCUGGGGCCAGUUUCAGAAAUUGUCUGGUUAUUUCUCCAUUGAAAAACAAUGGAAUAGUAGGGAGUGCCACUCUUGUAUACUUUAUCACGAUGAUGGUGUGCGCUGGAUUUUAAAAAAUCCAAACUCUGUAUAAAGAUGACUCGAAUGGAAAGCUCAGAAAUAAUGAAAUGUGAUUUGAUUAUCUUGCACAGUAUGUUCUACAACCAAAGAACAUGGAGGUUUUUGCAAAGUUCAGGGAGAACAGGAGAAGGGAAGGUUGUGAAUAUAAGAGAUGGUACAUAGGGCUAAAAAACCAUCCUCAAGAGUGGAGUGAAAUUCUUCCCGGCUGUAAUCCCUGUUCUGCCUCCCUCUAGCUUCAGAGAUUUCACCAAAGCUUCAGAGAUUUCACUACUAUAGAUGAAAAUGUGGUUUUAAAGAGGAUCUCAGUGCUGAGUUCUGUAUGAAAUAUCCAGUUCUAGGUUUGCUGAGCCAUGCAGAACCAAAAGUGACCUAGAGGCUCAAGUGAUGGGUUUGGAUGUAAAAGAGCCAGGUUCAAAUUCUCAGUCACCCAUUUAAGGAAGUUGCUGUCUCUCAGCCUUACUUAUCUCACAGAAUUGUUUUUUCACACAGAAUGAUAAAAGCAUAUAAACUAAAGUGGGCUAAAAACUGCUUGGUCAGCUAGCACUGUAUUUGUGGCAAAGUCUACCUUCUGCCUGGCACAGGCUUGAGGAAGAGGUGGUGCUGUGGUCUAAUCCACUAUGCCUCGUGGGCUUGCCAAUUGAAAGGUCAGUGGUUUGAAUCCCAUUGUAAGCUCCCGUUGCUCUGUCCCAGCUCCUGCCAACCUAGCAGUUCAAAAGCACACCAGUGCAAGUAGAUAAAUAGGUACAGCUGUGGCAGGAAGGUAAACUGUGUUUCCAUGCGCUCUGGUUUCUGUCACAGUGUUUGGUUGCACCAGAAGCGGUUUAGUCAUGCUGGCCACAUGACCCGGAAAGCUGUCUGCAGACAAACACUGGCUCCCUCGGCCUGAAAGUGAGAUGAGCACCAUAACCCCAUAUUCACCUUUGACGGGACUUAACUGUCCAGGGGUCCAUUACCUUUUACCUUUUACUGUUCUCUUCUCUUUGGGGAUGUCUCAAGCCUGUACCAUCUUUUGCCACCUUGCUUUGAUGCUUUCUCUCUCUCUCUCUCACACACACACACACAUGUACACUUGUCGCGAAUUCCUCGCGGCGCUUUUAGCAGAACGCUCAGAGUCCCAGGUUCUUUAGUGCAGUAUUGUUUAAUGUGAGCCAAAUAUAUAUACAAAUAUUUACAGAAGCAGUUCAGACAGAGUACCUGCACCUUGAGGCAAAAGAGGACUCCACACUCAUCUACACCACUCCGCCACAGCACCACAAUUACUGUUGAACAGGCUUUUCUUUUAAAACAGGUGACAGCCAAUCACGUUACUGCUGAGUCAUUCUGACCCAGCACUUCACAGAGUAUUGCAUCAGCCUGUUGCAAGCUGAAGCCUGCAGACUUACUCAGCAUCCUGCGAAUCCCAACAACACUUUCCCUUCUUCCUUCAUCUUUCAACAGUACAGUGAAGGCCCUUGGAGUCCUUGACGGAAACCAGAUUCUGUCACUGAGCAGAGAGGAGCUGAAAGCAGUUUGCCCGGAAGAAGGAGGAAGAGUCUUUCUCAUGCUUUCAACCAUUAAAUCAGCACUGUAGGUAAGACACCCUCCAACAGAACACUCAUCUGUCUUGUGGCAAGAAGUAUGCUAUAGGGUGGCCUCUUCCCAGGCCACACACCCCUCAGGCUGCUUUGCACCCUCCUUGAGUGUUUUUGCCUGGCUGGAAUAGUCCUUGGAUUGUGGUGAUGCCUCUCACUUGCCUGGACAGAGGAUAGAGAGAUAUGCAUGGGUGCAUGUGAAAACCUCUCAACCUUUAUGGUCAGAGUCUGUUUUCACUGUUAAGAGCCAUGCCUGUUUCUCUACCCACUUUUGCCUCUGGCCAGCUCACCAUUGGUAUGUAGUCGCCAGACAGUUUCUCAUGAUGGAACCUGGCCUUCAGGCUGAAAGCCAGUCCCCUUUCCCCUCCUGUAGGCAAUAUUUGACUGGAUACAAUGCCACAAUGCCAUUGUGUUCUUGCACAGGCUACGCAGUUUCCCAUUGCCUCAGUUUCUCCCUGGUGGAGAUGAAUGUAGGCAUAGGACCCAACUCCUAGGGGCCGAGGUCCCUUUGCCCCCCCCCCCAAAGUUGAUGGGCACUGCCAUUCAAAUGGUGUGUGAGCAGUGUGUCUCUUGAUCGAUUACACAGGGCGUCCCAAUAUUUUAUUCAAGUUGGCACCUGACUAUAGGAACACCAUGGGUGCUUCAUUCAGGGAGAUAUACACAAGUAGAACAUAGGGGUUUUCUACUUGUGUUAUGUUCCUAUACAGCAAGUUCCUUAAUUCAGGGGGAUAGCAUAGGCAUAGCUUGUUGCAUUCCUGCACCAGCUUCUCUCUCUUCAAGCCCCACAGAAAGCUGACAAAGAGACCAGUGACCCACUCUUAUGCACUAAAUGUGUCAGUUUUAGGAUUGUCUCACUUUUAAGACUGGGGGUGGGAAACCUUUUUGGCUCCAGGGACCAAAUCAUCAUCUAGCCCCAUCAUCUAGUACAGAGUUUAUGGGGAAGCACUUGGGGAAAAGUCACUGUUAUCAAGCUCAACAAUUAUGAAGGAUAAAGUAAGCAAUUCUGAAAUAUAACCUCAAGCUUCUUAGAGGUUAGAGGUUUGUAAAUGUGGUAAAUGUAAUGAUUAGAGAUUAUCCAGCACCAACUCCUCUCUCCUUGCUUCUCUUGACAGGAUGAUCCACCAGAGCAGCCAUCUUUAACCACUACAUAAUUAUCAUAAUAGGAACAUGUUAAUGAUUUUCCAUUUUCAAGAAGGUGAAGUGUUUUCCUCUGCAGCUGUGUGCAUACAAAAAAUUGUAAAUAGUGGGGCUGUAAUGCCAUAAAAUAAGAGGUAUUGUCAAUGCAAUUUCUGUGCAAAUCUCAAAAUAUAUGCAAGAUAAGGAGUAGGACAAAUUAGCACAGCAGUACGUUAGUGUAGCAAGUUUAGGAAGGCUGUGUUAUGACCAACUAAACAUUCUUGAUUUAGUCUCCCAGAAAAAGAAUCAAACUUUUCUUAAGUUAGAGCUAUGUCCUAGUGUCCCAGUACCAUUUUUGAUGGGAAAACAUGAACUUUCAAGGUGAGUGGAGGAGCUCACUGCGAGAAUUGAAUGUUUUACAACUAGUUCCUAAAUGUUUCCAUUUGUGUCAAACUACCCAAUAAAUUUUAAUCUUUAAUGUGUCACAACUGCUU